AUGGGCGCGGGGCUUGUAUCGGAGACCCUCCACGCGCCCGCGUUCCUCGCGGGGUGGCGGCGGUGGCGCAUCAGCCGGUGGGGGAAGUCCGCCGUUGUCGACCCCUGCCUCGCCAUCUUCCGCCGCGGAGCGGAUCCGAAGCAGCUCGCCUUUUCCCUCGCCCUUGGCUUCGUCACCGGCCUCUUCCCUCUCUGCGGUACCCCCACCCGUGCCACCUCGCCUUCCUCCUUCCUCCCUCGCUCCUCCCACCCCACGUUUCUUCGUGCAUUUCUUUUUCCCACCCCACUUGACCCUUUCCCCACUAUCUCUCGCUCCCCUUCUGCUCUCCAAUCAUUAGAAUCCCUCUGUCAUUUUCCCCAGUGUUUUCUCCCUCUCUCCCCUGUCGGAAAACUGCUAUUGCCAGCCAUCUGCCCUUCCUUCUGUCCUUCUUGCUCUUCUCUUUUAGUCGGAGCACGAGUGCUUUCCAUCCAAUCAAGUUCUCCCGUUUCUGCCAUCGCUGCUGAUACACAAGCUUCUGCCCCCACCUGCUCGUCUCGUUCCUCUGCUCCCGUUGCUGCUGAUAUACACGCUCGUGCCUCCAUCCCCUCAUCUUUCCUUUCCGCUUUCGCUACUGCUGAUGUGCAUGCCUGUGCCCACACCUUCCCUUCUUUCCCUUCCGUUCUCACUGGAGCACAUGCCCAUGCCCCCACCUUCUCGUUCUCCCUGUCCGCUUCCGCCGCUGCUGGUACACACGCCUGUGUUCUCACCUUCUCUUCUCUCCCUUCCGGUUCUACUACUUCUGGUGUGCACGUCUGUGCCCCCACCCUCUCUGCCUUGCUUUCCGCUUCUGCUACUGCUGGCAUACCCUUCUACCGCCGCCUCCCCUUUUGCUUCUGCGCUGGUCCUGUCCCGCCUCGCUUCGCAGGUCCUCCGCACUCAUCCGUGCUCCUGCUCGCCCCCACUGCCGCUCUGGCGAGCAAUGCGCCCUCGCCCAUCCUUCCCUUAGCGUUCCGCGCUGCCAGUGCCUCUCGGGCGGUGGGGAUCUCUCGUCCCUUCUUCCUCCAUGCCCGCGGCGACUUUCUUGCAGAUGCCACUCCUCCUCCCAUCUCCCUCCCUGCUUACGCUGCAGAUCUGGCAAACGUGCCUCGCCCCUUGCCCUUCCCUCGUUGUGCCGCUGCGGAUCAGGCGAGCCAGACUCGCCAGUCCGUCUUCUAUCUCGUUGCCAAUGCUCAUCAGGCGAGCGCGCCCCGCCUCCCUGCCUCCCAUCAUGGUGCCGACGCGGAGCAGGCGAGCGCGGCCCUCCGUUCCACCCUCCUCCGCGCUGCCGACGCGGAUCAGGCGAGCACGACCCUCCGUUCCGCCCUCCUCCGCGCUGCUGACGCGGAUCAGGCGAGCGCGACCCUCCGUUACGCCCUCCUCCGCGCUGCCGACGCGGAUCAGGCGAGCGCGACCCUCCGUUCCGCCCUCCUCCGCGCUGCCGACGCGGAUCAGGCGAGCGCGACCCUCCGUUCCGCCCUCCUCCGCGCUGCCGACGCGGAUCAGGCGAGCGCGACCCUCCGUUCCGCCCUCCUCUGCGCUGCCGACGCGGAUCAGGCAAGCGCGACCCUCCGUUCCGCCCUCCUCCGCGCUGCCGACGCGGAUCAGGCGAGCGCGACCCUCCGUUCCGCCCUCCUCCGCGCUGCCGACGCGGAUCAGGCGAGCGCGACCCUCCGUUCCGCCCUCCUCCGCGCUGCCGACGCGGAUCAGGUGAGAACUCGUCCCUGGGCACUUCAUAUCGCAUCUCCGCUCGCCCCCGCUGCUGCUCUGACGAAUGAUUCGCCUUCGCUCGCGCGUCCCGGCUGCUUCCAUGCUGCCGCUCUACCCCUGGCGAAGGUGACCACGCGUCACGCCUUCCUCUACGUGGCCGAUGCGGGUCUGGCGAGCGUAAUUCAUCACUUCGCCUUCCCCCUCCCUGCCGAUGCAGAUCUGGCGAGCACGACCUGUCGCCUCGCCUUCCUCCGCACAUGUGAUGCAGAUCUGAUGCAUGCGGCCCCUCUUUUCGCCUUCCUUCGUCCUGCCGACGCGUAUCUAGAGGAUGAUCUUCUUCCGCACGCUCAUACGUCAUGUCGCCCUGCUUUUCUUGUGGCUCAGGCGCCGAAUCCUUUCCGUGGCUGUCGUCGCCAAGCUCUGUUCGCUGAUCUGACGAACGAUCUCCUUCAUUCGCCCCACCUUGCUCCGCCUCGUCGCGCGCCGGCGCCUGAUCCGAUGCGCCUGGUGCUGCCGGGAGAUCGCGUCGCGUCCCCGCCUCCACACCUUCCCCUCUCAUCCCACAUCAUUUAUCAACCCCUUCCUUUUCCCCUUUACCCUCCCCCUUUUUCCCCCUCCCCCUUCCCCUCCCCCCAUCUCUCCCCCCUCUCCCUCCCCUCCUGCCCAGGUCUGACAGCAGCACUGUGUGCGGUGGUGGCGUAUAUGCUGCGCUCCAGGAGCCACGGUCCCACCAUGAUGUUUGCCACGUUUCUCGCCACGCCUGUGGAAGUCAGCCUCAUAAUCCCCUACAUGCGUCUGGGCGAGUGCCUAGCACGGUCUGACCAUCUGGCCAUCUCGCCGGCAGCGCUGCUCGCUGCGCUCUCCUUCUCUCACUCCGGAGGCAAGGCCUCCGCGCGCCUCCUCCUCGGCCUCGUCCACGCGGUCAGUGGGGGUGGGUGGGUGGGUCACUGGGAUGCUCAAUCAGUGCAAUGCGGCCGGUGA
Molecule: messenger RNA, 2706 nt
Organism: Closterium sp. Naga37s-1
Lineage: Eukaryota; Viridiplantae; Streptophyta; Zygnematophyceae; Desmidiales; Closteriaceae
Source: the annotation of a GenBank genome assembly